This is a messenger RNA of Sinocyclocheilus rhinocerous, 348 nucleotides long. RefSeq names its product apolipoprotein A-I-1-like. The transcript has a single exon. The annotation marks the transcript as partial. Lineage: Eukaryota; Metazoa; Chordata; Actinopteri; Cypriniformes; Cyprinidae. The record is from RefSeq and is a predicted model, not a curated record.
GAGCUGAGGCAGGUGCUGGAGAAGCACUUCCAGGAGUACAGUGACGAGCUGAAGCCUUUCCUCGAGGAGUACUUGGCCAAGCAGCGCCAGCACAUGGAGGAGAUGAGGACCAAGCUGGAGCCUGUGGUCAAGAGCUUGAAGGAGAAGAUCGGAACCAACUGGGAGGAGACCAAGUCCAAGCUGGUGCCCAUCGUGGAGGCUGUGCGCGAGAAGGUGACGGAGCAUCUGCAGGACCUGAAGAACCUGCUGGAGCCCUACAUGCAGGAUUACAGGGAGCAGAUGGAGAAGAGAGCGCUGGACUUCCGCCAGAGCGUGAGUUCUGGAGAACUGAGGAAAAAGAUGGACGAG